GCAAGAGAGCAAGCUUGCUUCCAACCUAGAGAGGUAGCUAGCUAGACAUAUAUGUAGAGAAAUAUAUCAUCAUAAGUUAUGGGUAUCUCAAGUGCUUUGGAUUGGUGGGAUGAUUGGAAGCUCCGCAUCCUUGUCCUUGGAAGCAACACGAUACAGUUGUUCCUCUUUAUAUAUGGAGGUGUCCGCUGGCAUCGUAUCUCGCUGUGGUUCAGGCUAUGCAUCUGGCUUGCAUACAUCGGCGGUGACUCCCUGGCGAUCUACGCCCUUGCCACCCUCUUCAACCGUCACAAGCAUGAGGCUCCUGCAGCGUCGGAGCUGGAGGUGCUGUGGGCGCCCAUCCUCCUGAUUCACCUCUCUGGCCAAGAUAUGAUAGCCUCCUACAGCAUCCAGGACAACUAUCUAUGGUGGCGCCAAGUCGUCACCUUGGUGUCCCAAGUCACGGUUGCUAUGUAUGUGUUCUGUUUGGCUUGGUCUGGUAAGAAGAUCCUUCUGAAAGCUGCGGUUCUUCUGUUCAUUGUUGGCAUCCUCAAGUUUUGUGCCAAGCCCUGGGCUCUCAAGAGGGCCAUUAUAAGAAGCAUAGCAAGGCACCCUCCUAGUGUGCCCCGAAGGAAGAAGCUGAUUGGAUCUGGUGGAGGACAGUUGGCAGACUACUGGAGGUCAUGCACUACUGGCUUUAUACCUACAGUCACAAUGUUUGUGGUCUCUCGAGAACUUCGUGAGCGGCCGCAACCCAAUGACGAAACGGAAGCCGUCAAACAAGGAGAAAGAAGGGAAGGUGGGCAAUUCCAUGAGAACUUAGAAAGGUCCACCGUAAAAACUGCCAUCGAACCAGUAGUAGAACAACAAAAAAAGGAGGAGGAGGAGGAGGAGGAGGAGGAAGAAGAAGAAGAAGAAGAAGAAGAAGACCUCAUCAACCUCAACGAGUAUGUGGAGAGGGCUAAGGAGAUCAUGAAUCGUCAGGGACAAUUGAGUAAACCAACUUUGCGUCGGCUGCAGUCCGUGCUUCAGCCAGAGUUAUUCAUGGCAGACGCCUUUGUCACCUAUUCCAAACGCCUCAAGAUCCUCCAAUUUCUGAUGGCAAUCAACACUAAUUACAGUUAUAGGGUGAUUCGUGCUGGGCUCUUUGAUGUAUAUAUCCGGCUAUAUACCAGGGUGAGGGUGACCAUUACGCCCAUUGCCUCUUGGCUCCGGUUGCUUUCCAUUUUACUAGCAACGACCGCAGCCGGCCUCUACGCAAGAAGCCACAAAGACAUGUACAACAAACAUGAUAUCACCGUGACAUACAUCCUCUUCUUCAGUACUGCGCUGCUGGAGCUGAUCUCCUCCGUCACCCUAUGCCGCUUGUUUUUUCCGCUUGCGGUGUGGCCGGCUACUGACAGGAGGAACCAAAUGGUGGACCAGCAGAGUGUGAUCUGGUGCGCUGCACGGAUGACGAAGAAGCCCAACUGUCUCCUCUGGCUCUCCGCUUGCAUCUAUUGCGAUGCCCUUGUCAACCAGCGGUGGUACAUCAAGCAAACACCUUCCAUGGAUCGGAUAUUUGAGGCAGUGAAGCAUCAUGUCAUUUUCUAUGGCUGGUCCAAGUACAUAAAGAGUGCUGCAAGCUACAGGAGGUUCAAUUGCAUGAGGGGCCAGUUGGCCUUGAAGAAGUUCCUCCCAGGCUCAGCCAAGGAUCAUCCUGCAGCUAGCAAGCACCUGCUGGUGGUUGGCAAUAGCCUCAGCAUUCCAUUCGAUGAGAGCGUACUCCUCUGGCACAUAGCAACGGAGAUCUGGUUCCACCACCAGACCCGGACCAGCAAUGAUGACAACACCUCAUUAGAUUCAGCUGUGCCUCUUGGUCUGGAGAUAUCCCGCUACAUGAUGUACCUCUUCACAUCGCAGCCAGAGAUGCUCAUGCCUGGGACCCGAUCGCACCUGUUUGCCAAUGCCUGUGAUGACAUCACAUUCAUGGCGAAGUAUAGCGACAUCGUCGGGCACAGCAUCACCUUAGCGCAGGCGGCACAGCAGCUCGCCAAAGGAAUCCUUCACACGGCGCGACACCGCUGGGUUUAUGGGGAUUGCGUGGGACCCCUCAUUCCCAAGGCAUGCGAGCUUGCUGACGCGCUCAUCUUCUUCAUGGAGGAGCUGCUCGACCAUUCUACAUUGGAGAAAAUGGUGCGAGAUGUGUGGAUUGAGAUGCUCUGCUACACCGCUAGCCGAUGCGGGGGGUACCUGCACGCUGUCAGCCUAGGCAGCGGUAUAGAGCCGCUCACACUAGUCUGGUUUUCUCAGUGCUACCUGGGCAUGGAGACAAUGGCAGACAGGCUUCAAAGGCCAGUACCUGAGCCUGAGAAAGAGGAAGAAAAGACACAAGGAGCACAAGAUUCAAACAAAGAAUGAGGAAGACACUUACCUUCCACUAUGGUAAUUUCACUACUUCCUUUAAUGGCCGACCGGUCAUCUCAGACUGUUUGUAUGUCCUGGUGUUUGGAAGUUUCUAUCUAAUUUGUUUUGAUAUUUUAUUUCAUUUUGAUGUUUUCCUUGCCUUCAUGAAACCGUCCCGUGUAAGUUUUGGUGUGCUACUUCUGCCAUGUUAUUU
Oryza sativa Japonica Group (Japanese rice) is the source of this 2575-nucleotide messenger RNA. RefSeq lists its product as uncharacterized. NCBI's taxonomy places the organism in Eukaryota, Viridiplantae, Streptophyta, Magnoliopsida, Poales, Poaceae. The record is from RefSeq and is a predicted model, not a curated record.